Eremomyces bilateralis CBS 781.70 is the source of this 2193-nucleotide messenger RNA. RefSeq lists its product as uncharacterized. The coding region runs from base 1 to 2193 and encodes 730 amino acids. NCBI's taxonomy places the organism in Eukaryota, Fungi, Ascomycota, Dothideomycetes, Eremomycetales, Eremomycetaceae. The record is from RefSeq and is a predicted model, not a curated record. The transcript has 2 exons. Gene Ontology annotation, cellular component: site of double-strand break.
AUGAAGCCCGCUCCAAGAGAUACAAAGCAGGACUCCGUUCCUUUCUCUGCAUUGGGAGUUAUGCUGGAGCGUGGAUUGUCCAACUCUUUCCCACCACCAGACCACAAUUCCCAAACAUCCAGCGCGUUGAGCGCUGCUGGUCCGCACUCUGGUGAACAGCUGGUUUGUACACCAACCAAGACACGAUCCCUAUCCGAUUCUACCCCGAAGUUGAUCCCUUCGCCCGAUAUCCGCGAGGCCAAAUCCUCCAAGGAUGACAACCAUAUUCAUGCUGACCCAAAGACCCCGCGCCGACCAAACUUCCACCAACGCGGCUUGUCAUUGCAGAUGCCGCCGAGAGAAGUGUUCAGCACCGGUCUAUCAGUGAAUCGGGCACCGCUCUCCCCACCACUACAUCAUCCUCGAGGCCCGUACGGAUCUCCAUCACAUCAAGUUCUUCCUCGUCACUCACGGGGCCUGGAUUUUGCUCGUGCGUGCACCAAUCUUCAUCAUUCUACCCUCGCAGAGUCAUCGCCCGACUCCUCACCUACCAUCACACAGAAGGGCAUGAUGAUUCCCAACCAACGCCGAUCAGCGUUUACAAGCGGAUUCGAUUCGCACAGCAUGGGAAGCAAUGCAUGGUCACAGCAUGGCGAUAAAAUGGCUGCGACCAGCUCACUUGGAAGCAUCGCCAUGUUGGAUGAUGAGAGCUCCUCCAACAGUGAUGAUGACAUCGAUCCGAUGGACCAUGACGAAACCGACGACAUGAUCAUUUCCACCCCGCAGGCCAUGAAAUCAAACAACGCCAGUGCAUCCACUCCUUUCGCUCCAUCCACAGCAAACCCAUUCGGAAACAGCUUCGCCGGAGGGUCCGCUGGAUUCAUGAACUAUCAACGAGCACGAUUGCGACGCCACCGCAGUCGAAAGAGCUCGUCCAGUGCAAGCAUGAGCGGACACAGCUCCCUCGCCAGCCCCGCCCCUGCAUCCCCUCCAAACGGAAAAGCGUCGGAAAGCAACGGUGGAUAUUUUGCGCGAGAAGUGGCCAUGCGGAACGCGGGAUCCCGGCGAGAAAGCCUGAGCUUCCAUACGAACGAUCUUCACAUUUCUUCAGGUAACGACAGCGGCGAUGAAGCGGGUCGACCGCCUCCAGGAACACCGGGCGUGGUGAGACGUGCUGUGACGCGGCGAGGUAACCUCUUGCCAAAAACACGUGCAUUCGGUCGCAUUAAAGAUGACCUCAUCGCCGAAACCCACCCCCUUGAUGCCGAUAUCCGCCGUGAAGCCGAAGUUAUCCGUCAAGUCCGCGAAAGCGACGGUGACAUGAUCCGCCCUUCCAGCUCUGCCGGUCACUCGAACUCGGACACUCUCACCGGCAUGCUAGGAGACGACCGCAUGCCAGCCGACCACCCCGGCGGUGCCAAAGGGCUUUUCGGAGCCUUCCCACCCGCCUUCGGCAGCCGCGAAUUCUGGAACACCUUCGAGCCGCUCCCAUCGAACGGCACGGGCACGUCUCCCAACGACACAAAUGGCAACGGCAGCCGGCAGCCCGGACCGCCACCACUCUUCCCCCGCGGCUCCGCAAUGAGCGACGACAUCAGCAUGGGCCCCUCCAGCCCCUCGAUCUCGGCCUCUAGCCGCUCCGCCUCGCUCUUCUCCUCCACCUCGCACUCCCACUCAACCUCGCACCACGGCAACCUCUCCCUCGCCCUCUCCCUCGCUCAGCAAACCACUCCGCCGAACCUCACCGCCGUUGCCAACCCAUUCGACGCCCCCGCCACCAACGCCCACGCCCACGCUGCGAGCCACUCCCGCGCCACCACUCCGCAACCCCCGAACUCGCUCCACUUUCCGCCAUCGGCAGCUGACGGCAUCCGUAAAGCCUCCAAGCGACGUCGCGACGAUGAGUUCGACGGCAUGAGCCUUAAGCGUCGCGCCGUAAGCCCGGGAUUGUCCGUGCAGAAUAGCCCGGUGCUGAGCCAGAGUCCGGGGAGCGGAGGAGGUGGCGCUGGGCCUUUGUGGGGGACGGCGGGUGGGUCGGCGGGGGCGUUUGGGAAGCGGAGUAGGGAGGGCAGCGUGGUGCCGGGGAGUGGAAAUGGGAAUGGGAAUGGAAAUGGGAAUGGUGUGAUGGGGACGCCGGGGAUGGGGCCGAAGAGGGUGGGGUUGCAGGGGAUGACGGAUACGAGUGAUGGAUUGAUGAAGAUGAGUAUCGAGUGA